CACAGCAGCAGCAGGGAGUGUAGCGUCUCCACCCCCAGUGCGCGUCCAGACCGUCCUCCCCAGCAUGUUUGACGCGGGAGUGGGGAUCAUGCAGAGCUGGUUCUGUGCCUGCUGGGACAGCUCCUGGGUGUUGUACACCUGCGUCCUUCUGGUCCUGGUCAUCUGGGUGGCCAUGGCGACGCAGCACAGCUUCUCCUGGAGAAGCAGGAUGGCUCUUCUGGUCCGCAGGCUCCGGCGGAGGGGGACAGAGGACGAGGGAGAAGGUGCAAAGAAGCGGCGGGUGAAGCAGCUGCGUGACCGGCUGUGGUGGGACCCCCCACGCCGCGCUCACCGAGCCGCCAGGCGCCGCUCCAUCCGCCAGCUACUAUGUGACAACUCAGACUGUGCCCUGUGCGACGAGGCGGCCCGGCAAGCCGAGCGGCUGGUAUACACCGAUAGGGCCAGCGCAUGGGUCCCUGCUGGGCCAGGGUCACCUCCUGCUCCCGCCUCCCACUCCAAAGGGAGAAACCUGCUCGGUAGAGGCCUGGAUGUGCUGCAGUGGUGCCGCUCUAGGACAUCUAUAGGCGACCAGGUCCUCCCACCGGCACAGGGCCCCUUCCCACCCAGCAAGUCCCGCUCCCCUCCCGAGCGCCAGGCAGGCAGCCGGAAAACGGAGUGCCGCCCGCCGAGGGAGGAUGAGGAGAGGCUGUCCCGCCCACAGCAGGCCAAAGGCUCCUCCACAGAGCAGGACGAAUGUCUCUUCUGCUCCUCUCUCUGGGCUGAGACUCUCCUUCGCGGGCAAGAGCAGGCCCAGAGCUCCUCUUCUCUCCAGCACGAGCCGCCCCUACUCGCUUGGGAGCUGAGAACUGGGUCGAGCCAGCACGAGCCAUUUCUUCCCAGGCAUGAGGAGUACCCCGGCCCCACUCCUGCCCAGCAUGAGCCCUUCCCUCCAAGCCAAGCGGAACAUGGCUGGGUCGGGAGUUUCCUGCACAGAGGCAGAGCAAGGAGCCCCCAGGCCGCUCCCCAGAGGCAUGUGCAUCGCCCCGAUUGGAUGCCGUUUUUGGCCAAGUCCUCAGGCGGGACCAGGAUGUCAGGGCGGGAGGCCAAACGCCAGCGAGACCAAGAAAGCACGGCACCCAGGGCCACGGGGGAAGCUCCGAUGUCUCUAGCUGGGAAACCCCUGGCGCGGGUCAGCCCUGGAGCCCUGCGUGUGCCCGGCAGGCUCGAAUUGGCCGAAGUGGAGACCCCCUUCCUCCAGCGCGACGUCAGGGAGAGUCUCGAGCGGCACGUCCAGGUAAAGAGGCUGCAGCACACCCUGGGGCUGCCCUGCACCCUGCAGAGCGCUUUGAAGAUCUUCAUGCCCCCAGCACCGAAACGCAUCGCCCGCAAACCCUCGGGGGCAGGCAGGGUGGUGACGAUGCCACAGGCCCUGCCCUUCCUGAGCGUCGGCUCCAGGACAGAGCUGGAGCGGCAUCUGCAAAGGAUGGUGCAUCUUAAGAGAUGGGGGCUGCCCAGGAGGAUCCAGGAGUCCUUGAGGCUGCUGAUGCCAGCCACACCUCCACACCCCCGGCUCGGCCCCCUGCCGUCUGGGAGAUGGGCUCCAAGGGGGCCAGGCCCAGUGACGAGUGCAGCCCAGACGCCCAGCCUCAGAGCUAGAGCCCCAACCCAGGCCUCCCAGGGCCCCGCCAGAGCGUCCAAAUCCGCACCCGGCUCGCACUGCUGCAGAGACACCCGGGAGAUGCAAGGGCACAUUGCCAGGAAGGGCUUGGAAAUCAGACUAGGCGCGCUGCCUGCCGUGCUGAGGAGCUCUCAGAAAAUGGCUGCCCUGGGGCGCAGAGACCUGCUCCUGCCUAAACUGAUCCCCCCAGGCUGCAAGGCCCCCCUGGCCCGCCACCAGCUCUGCCCCCUGCUCAGCUGCAAGGCGGGCAGCGUGGAGCUCAACGUGAGGCACAAGCACAUCCAGUACCUCUGGGCUCUCCCCACCCUGUACGCGGAGUCCCUGGCCAAGAUGGUGCCCUGCCCGCCCGUGCCACCCACCCCCCUGCUGCCCCUGGGUGUGGCCAUCGAGUUCUACCCCCUGGAGACCCCCUUCAUGGCCCCCGAGGGCUGGGAGUUGCUGGAGAGGCAUGUCCUGAGGAAGCGGCUGCAGCACGAAUGGGGCCUGCCGGGCCUGGUGCGGCGAUCGCUGAGGUGUUUCAUGCCACCCCCGACCACGCGCCCCAGGCCCAAGGGGAGCGACUGGCUGGCAGCCAUGGAGCUCCGUGUCAGCAGCGGGGCCCCUCCCAUCCCUCUGGCCACCAAGAGGGAGCUGGAAGCCCACAUCCGGCGGAGGAUGGCCGAGAGGAGGUGGGGGCUCCCCAGGAGGGUGCAGGAGUCCCUGCGGGGCUUCAUGCCCCCCACGACCGCAGCUCCGGGGACACAUCCAGACACGCAAGGCAGAAGGGCCAGCCGGCCACUCAGGGGGCUGUCAGCGAGAAGGGCUCCAAGAGAAUCACCCUCCAGGGUGGCACCCCUGGGCCCCACAGCGGUGGCUGUCUCCUUAGCUGGGCCCCUGGGAACUGCAUGGCGCCAGCCCCUCAGCUGGGACACGUGCCACCAGCUGCUGGAGAGACAUUUGACAAGGAAAAACAUAGAGAUUCGUCUGGGCCUGAUCCCCCGCAGGGCCCAACACUCACAGGAAGCCGCCCGCCGGGUGGGAAAGCUCCCCUUGCCCCGGCUGAUUCGGCCGGGCCAGAGAUCCCUGGAGCUGCGGCCCCGGGAGCUGCUCUUCCUGGAGCAGGCGGCCUCGGAUCACCUGGAGCUCAACCUUCUCCACAAGCACCUGAGCUUCAGGUGGGGGCUGCCCACGCUCUACCGACAGUCCCUGGCCAAGUUGUUCCACUCAGGCCCCUCGCCCGCCCCGCCGCCCGUCAGCUCCCACGCAGCUGGGACCAAGUUCACGGAGCAGGAGCUGCCCUUCCUCCCACCGGGAGCCCGGGAGGAGCUGGAGCUCCACGUGAGGAAGAAGAGGCUGCAGCACGAGUGGGGGCCUCUGAUCAUCCAGAAAUCCAUGCAGGGCCUGAUGGCAGCUCCCCCCGGCCCCAGCCAGCCCAAGGCCCCUCCGUUGGCCGACAGGGACGUGGCCAUUCUCCAGCCUGAGCUGUCCUUCCUCAGAGAGGGCAGCAGACGAGAGCUGGAGCUCAACCUCCGCAAGAGACUCAUGCACCGGCGCUGGGGGCUGCCCAGGAGGAUCCAGGAGUCGGUGCGGCUGCUCCAGCCUGCCUCAGCCCCUGCGGAGUUCAGGCCUCGCAGCCGUACAGAAAAGGACGCAGAGGGCCCUUUCCUGCUGCCCUGGCACAAGAGCACCGUGCACCUGGAGCGGGGCGUGGGGAAAGCCAGGAGAGUGGUCGCUGCUCCCCACCCGCGGCUCAGCCUGGGACGUGACGCUCAGGAGCGGCUGCAGAUCCACGUGGCAAAGAAAUGUGUGGAGACCCGGCUGGGGGCCGUCCCCGCUGCAGUGAGACGCUCUUGGCAAAGGCUGCAUCUCGUGUCCCGGCUGCCCCUCCCCAAGCUGAUCCCUGCUGGGGACAGGGCCCCGAAAGCCAGGAGCCCCCUGCUGCCCUUCGUGCACCCGGAGGACGUCUGCCACCUCGAGCUGAAUGUGCAGCACAAACAUCUCACGGCCCUGUGGGGCCUGGGCACUCUCUACACCCAGUCCCUUAGCAGGAUGGUCUCCAGGGCGCCCCCUGGGCCGGUUCCACCCCGUGAAGCUGAAGUCGAGUUCUGGGCGCGGGAGGCUCUGUUCCUGGGCCCGGAGGCCAGAGAGGCCCUGGAGCUGCACGUCAGGAAGAAGAGGCUGCAGCACGAGUGGGGCUUCCCCGCACUCAUCGAACAGUCGCUCAGAGCCUUUGUGCCAGAGCCCCCGCUGCUGGGGCCGACCGCAGCCCGCCAGCGCGCCGAGCUGCACGUCCUUGUCCUGGGGCAGGAGCCUUCGCUCAUGGACGGGGACACGAGAGGCCGCCUGGAGCGUCACCUCCGGAAGAUGACGCUGCAGCGGAGGUGGGGCCUUCCCCGGAGGAUCCAGGAGUCCUUGUGGCUGUUUGCUGCUUUUGCCCCACCAGCUGGCCCGCAGCUUCCUGGGGCCGGUGGAGAAAAGGGCGUUGGGCAAAGCCGGCUGGGGCCCAGCCAGCCAUACAUCCCCGCAGGGAGCCGCUUGGCAGGAGACAGCAGAACCCAUGGCCUUGCUGCUGAGUGGAGGGAUGAGCUCCAGCGGCACCUCGCGAGGAAGUGCCUAGAGAUCAGGCUGGGGGUGAGGCCGUCCCUGGUGAAGAGAUCCCAGAGAGUGGCCAGGGAGGGGGAGAGGAUCCGCCUCCCCAGGCUGAUCUGCGCAGGCCAGAAGCCCUCCAAGCCCAGGGCCGGCUCCCUGCUCUGCCUGCCGCCCACGGCUGUGAAUACACUGGACAUGAACGUGAGACACAAGCAGCUGGUGUAUUUCUGGGGGCUGCCCACGCUGCAGGCGGCGUCCCUGCGGAGGAUGAUGCCGAAGGCUCCGGCUGUGCCGCUGGGGAGUGCAGCAGGGAGGGCCCGGAUGCAGAUGGGCCUGGGUGGAUGCAUGGGGGCUGAGGAGCCAGAGAGGAACGGCUACAAGGAGCCGCCUCUGGUCACGGGGCCGCCUCUGGUCACAGCCAAGGCCAGGCACCGUCUAGAGAGCCACAUCCUGAGAAAGAAGCUCCAGCACGAGUGGGGCUUACCUCGGGUGGUGCUGAGAUCCCUGGGCGCGUUCACACCCCCACUGCCUGGGAGGGGCCCCCCGAGGCGGGCCCAGGCCCCAGCCAGCGAGAGCUUCGCCACGGGCAGCCUGCUCUUCCUGCACACGGAAACCAGGGAGCGCCUGGAGUCACACGUCAGGAAACUGGCCCUGGAGCGGAGAUGGGGCCUGCCCAAGAGGAUCCUGGAGUCCUUAAGGAUGUUCCUGCCGCCUGCCCCACCAGGAGCAGAGCCCAGAGGCCAAACCCAGACCCUGCUCCAUGUCUCCCCUACACCCCCCCGAGGUCCUACAGCCCUCUCCAUGGGGCAAUUGGAAGAGCUCCAGCCAUGCCCCGGGGAGCCCCUCAGCCACCGGUCCCAGCACUGGCUUGAAAUGAGGGUAAAGGAGGGCAAAGCCAGCUGCCCUGAGGCAGUGUCCCAACACACCCUGGGGAGCAGCAGCAGGAGAAGCCAGGAGACCUCCCAGAAGAGCAAUGGGGAAGGGCCCACGCUGGCACGGGUGCAUCUUGCUUCUCCGCGAGCCGCAGCACACCGGCUGGACAUCCAUCUGGCGCAGAAGGCCCUGGGCUCCUUCAUCCUGCCGCCCUGCGUCAUACGCUCCCAGGCCAUCUAUGCCGACAUGGCAGCUGAGCGGCUGAGAGCCGCUGCCCAGGAACACAGGCGGGAAAUGAACAUCCGGCUGCAGCGCAGGAUGGGCCGGAGAAGCCAGCUGGGAGGGCCCCGUCAGGAAGCCCUGAGAGAAAGAACCCGCCCCGCGGGCACAGGAGAGCUGGGAUUCCCGAGAGCUGGCUCCUUGGGCCAGAGACUGAUCAGAGAGUCCCAGAGCCAGGCAAACCAGUACCUGUGUGAGACGUGCCAUGGCCUCUUCAUUGCCGGUGAGGAGGGAUUCAGCCCCCAGCCCUGUCCUGCCGAGGGGGCUGGGAAGUCAGACGUGGCGAGGACUCAGCUAGAGACUCAUGUGCGCCCGAGGGACAGGGAGACGUCAGGUGAUGUCUGCAGAGGGGAGGAAGGUGCAUCCUACCAGCGGUCUCGGGAUCUGAGCUGUGCAGCUGGCGCCCCCCCGUACGAAGGUCCCGCUGGCGCUGAGGAGAUGGUCGGGGACUGGGACAGCGAGGCCGUGGCAGCCUGGGAUGCGGAAGGAGAAGGCAGCCUGGGGUGGAAGGUGAGGAGGGACACCGAGGGGCGACGCGGCAUGAGAGAGAUGCCGGCGGAGGGGACAGGCCCCAAGGCUGGAACCAACAUGAGGCAGACAGAGGCCCUGGUGCUGACUGAGGCAUCGCCCGGGGCUGAACAGCCGCCCCGUGCACCUCCAGGGAGAGGUGCUGAGUCACCGUCCGUCCCCUGCAAGGGGAAGGGCUCCACCUUCAGGGGAAUCAUGCUGGGCUUCCUCAAACACGUCACCUCCAGGGCAUCGAUGGAGAAGAGAGGGCAGGUCGACAGGUCAGUGGCUGCACCACAUGGAGCCCCGCCACCCCCUCAGAAACUCGCCCCAUCCCCCAAGAGCGUGACCUUCAACGCCAACGUCCACGUGCGGGCAGAUGUCAGGAGAUGCCAGCUGUGUUCCAGCUCGGAGGAGAUGGACGGUGCUGGGAGAAAGGAGCCAGCCGCAGCCACUCGGACCAGGGGGCUGCCAGGGAAUGGGGCUCCCCAGGGAUCUGCGGCAGCCUCCCCUGAUGCCAGGCGAGGGGAUAGCAUGACCAGGGCAGAAGAACCUUCUCAAGAGGAAACAGGGCCCUCAGCAGAGUAUGGUGGAUACCAAGAAUGGGUGACCCUGAAAGUGACCAAAUGCAGGGAGGGGAAGGUGCAUGUCCCCAGUGGGACGCCGGCUGUGCCAGCGGGACCUUCUGCCCCGUUGCCACCACCCCCAGCCUGCCCCGCUGCCAGGGACGCCAGAACAACCGGCAGUCACAAGGGAGAAGGAGGCAAAGGAGUCUCACAGUCUGGCUCAGCAGCCCUGGGCUCCAACCAGCCGUCUCCCAUGGAGUCCUCCAGAACAAAGCUCAGAGAGCAGAGGGGUCGGGGACUCAUCCCUUCUCGCCCACGGGGCCACUCCAAGAGCCGGGUGGAAGGCCUGCGGUGCAGCGGCAGGGCCAGAGGACCGGACAGCGAGGGGAUCCUGGCCCGCAGCAGAGAGUGGAGAUCCAGCAGCAGAGGGAGGCCCACCGGCAGAAGAACAAGGUCCAGAAGCAGAGAAGGGGAAUCCCUGGUGGGAGAGGAAGUCCAGAAUCGGCAGGGCACACACAGGAGGCCCGGCAAGGCCAGGUCACACGGGGUGGCCACACCAGCCAAUGGCGUGGGAGGAAAUGCCACCGAGGACACAUCCGGGACAGUCGGAGUGUCUAACCUGGAGUGCCGUGGGUACCGGGCUAGGCUGGAAAUUGGGCUUCCGCAGCCAGGGUCACGUCCUGGCAAGAGCACAGGCCAGGUGUGCUGGUUCCACCAGCAUCGUGCUCAUGCCCACCUUCGCCACGUACACGACAGAACGCCAGCGCUGCGCAGAGAGAACCUGUGUGCCCUGCGGGAGAGGAUGCAGGCCCGGUGGAGGAAGCUGUCCCCGUCGCUCAACAGCGCCGCCUCCGAAGAGGAGAGCCGCCUCCUGUCCGUGGAUGAAAGUUAGGGUUGGGGCUUGCAGGUGGCUAAUAAAGCUCAAUUUUUGUGCAAUCUGCAGGAGUGAUCUGGGGCCCGACACAGCAGCACAGGGGAGGGGAGGG
This is a messenger RNA of Mauremys mutica (yellowpond turtle), 7436 nucleotides long. RefSeq lists its product as uncharacterized. The record is from RefSeq and is a predicted model, not a curated record. Bases 65 to 7342 code for a protein of 2425 amino acids. NCBI's taxonomy places the organism in Eukaryota, Metazoa, Chordata, Testudines, Geoemydidae. The transcript has 3 exons.